Messenger RNA from Biomphalaria glabrata, 5995 nucleotides. Its product is annotated as E3 ubiquitin-protein ligase Trim36-like. The transcript has 11 exons. Gene Ontology annotation, biological process: positive regulation of DNA-templated transcription. Gene Ontology annotation, cellular component: chromatin; nucleoplasm. Bases 219 to 2630 code for a protein of 803 amino acids. Gene Ontology annotation, molecular function: zinc ion binding; ubiquitin-protein transferase activity. Lineage: Eukaryota; Metazoa; Mollusca; Gastropoda; Planorbidae. The record is from RefSeq and is a predicted model, not a curated record.
UGAGUCUAUUUCUAUUUGUUUACUUUUAAGUGUACUGUAGGAAACAGACAAAUUGUCUAGAUUCUAGAUUAGAUCUAACUAGAUCCAUAGACUCUAUUCUAUACCGUAGAGUCUAGUUUUAUAGAUCUAGACUCAAGAUUCUGAAUAGCUUGUAUAGUGUCGCGGUAUUUUUUUAAAAUUAAAAAUAAUUUCUGAUUUGGAUUUAAAAAUUUUUGUCGAUGUCAACUAUGUUCAACAGCACCACUAACUGUUUGCUUGUUAAAACUCAGGAGAAUAUUUCAUCACAAGAUGUAAAUUUUGUUGAAAUGGAAGAAGAACUGACAUGUCCAGUGUGCCUUGAGUUGUUUGCUGACCCUCUGAUGUUACCUUGCUCACACAGCAUAUGUAAAACAUGUUUACUUGAUAUUAUGAAGUGUAGGUCAAAGCAAGGAAAAGAUGGCAUGGAAUGUCCAGCCUGCAGAGAAAGCCAUAAGUUGAUAGCUGAUCAAAUUAAUAAGCUCCCUAAGAAUCUUGCCUUGGAAAAUAUAGUCUUCCGCUAUCAGGAGAUACGCAGCCACAAUAUGAGCAAGGCAGGGAAACUAUUGUAUAAAGAAUCAGAUGUUAAUGAUUGCCAGGACAAGCCUGAUUCACCUUCAACAAACAACUCAGAAGAGUUUCUAUGUGGAAUGUGUGAAGGCCCAGACAAGAACCCUGCUGAUUGGUUUUGUUCACAGUGUACAGUCCUGUAUUGUCAAAACUGUCUUGGUAAAUACCACCCCAAACGUGGACCUCUAUCCAAGCAUAAGCUGAUGAAACCCAUGAUGAAGGAAACUCUUGAAAGCUCCAUUCACUGCCCCGACCAUGAAUGUGAAGUUGCUAGUAUAUUUUGUGGCACCUGCAAAGUAGUAGCAUGUCAUCUGUGUGUCUGUCAAGGCAUCGGCCAGCACUGCAAUCACAUAAUUCUGGACCUUGAAACAGCCAAAAAGCAUUUGCAGGAAGCAUUACUAAAAGCUAAAGGAGAUCUGGAUACUAUAAUAAAUUCCAUAGCUAAAAAAGAUAGCACAGUCAACACAAAAUUACAGUUUAUAAAGAGUCUAGAGAUGUGUGCAGUCAGCAACAUUUCAAGUCAGUGUAAUUGUAUACUGGCUGAUGUAGCUCAGACUUUAGAGUUGGCAAGAAAAAAAUCAGUCAGGAGCAUCUUAGACAUAUCCAGCAAACAUUCCUCAAAUCUAGUGAGCAGCAGCCAGCAGAUUAAGUCUCUGUUGUCUCAGUGUCAGAACCUAGAGGCUGUGUGUAAGGACCUACUUGGCAUGCAGAAAUCCGAAACUCUUAGCUGCCCAUCAGCCAAUGCUCAGUCACAGCGACACUUCUCCUCCCCCGCCAUCUGUUUUUCUGAGACAGUGUCAUCAUCUGCAGAAAUAGCAGAGUACAGCGAUCCUUUCAGUGAGUCACAGGACAUACGUGUUAGUAGCGCAGAACCAUUGGAUAGGGAUCGGGACAAAAUUAAAAAUGGCGAUUCUGAAGGGAAUAAACUGCAAGAGGGGAAAAAACGAGCAUCUUCUGAUUCUAUCAACCUCAGGUUGUCAAGCCAGAAAAGUGUUGAGGACAGAUCGCCCAAGCAGAACCGUGUCAGCACCAGAACAUUCUACACACCUGUGAAAGAAAAACCUAAUGCUCUGGUGGAGGAUGAUCUGGCUAGAACUAGAAAAAGCGUUGUGGACCAAAAAAAUUCUGAGCGCAAAAUGUCUGCUGGGCAGAUUGGCUUGAAAAAACUGUUAGCUGGAGAAAUAGGAAUGUCAGACCUGAAAGAUAAAGUUAGCUUUGAGCUCGGCUCAGAUAAGGACAGGGAUACAUCAGAAGAUAUGUUAUUGCAGAGAGCAGAUGAAGUGGAUCCUAUCAUACAACAUAUUGCUACUUUAUCCAAAGAGAGUGAAUCAGACCAGAUGCCAGAUCUCCAGGAUACACAACUCAGUGAUGAUGAAGCUAAAAUUAAUAACUGUGUAUUGAGUUUUCAUGCAACUACUCUGGCGUUGUUAUCAAACAUAUCAGACGACACUGAAAUGGAUUGUCCCAUCAUUACUCCGUCUAUCAGAUCAGUGGUUUCCCCAGCAACUGUCAGUGGGGCACCACGAGUCCAAAACAGGUUGUUAAUCACUUGGGGUUUCAGCUCCAACACAUUCACAGCGGAACCAAUUGAGCACAGUGCCCAGUGGUCAGUUCAUAUCUCCAGAAAUGCCAACCACUUUGGAGAUAUCAAAUCUGGUUAUUUAUUUGGUGUUGGUGUAGCCACCAAACCUCUGAACUCCAAAGACCAGGUAGGAAUGACUUCAGAAUCUGAUGGCAUUGUCUGUGUCAAUGGUCAGCUAGCUCUGUGUCAGGACAGUCAGCUCAACAUCAUUUCACCACUUAGAGAUCUACCAGUGGUCAUCACUCUCUAUGUGGACAAGAACCACUUAGGAUACAUCAUGGCCUAUAAAAUCACAUUCACUGACUCAUCCAGCUCUGUGCGGGGAAAAAGGCUCAUCCAACUGUUACCAGAUGAGGCUCCCGACAGUGUUGACAAGCAAAAUGUCCCUGAGGUCAAAGUUUACCCUGUGUUCACACUAAGCCAGCGGGUCAAAAUGCAGUUCCCUUUAUCCUCAGAUGUAUGAUGUUAAACUGAAUAUUGUAAAGGACAUAAAUAUGUAAAAGAUUUUUGUUUUUAUGGGAUCAAAUGUUAAAAAGAAACUCAUUUCUUAAGAUCAUUUAUUUAUAGUGCAGGCAUAUUCAACACGAGUUUUUGUUAUCUCUGUAGUUCAGUAGCCUUAGAUAAAGAUGUCAUCAUAUUCAGCUUAAAUUAUAUUCAUCAUCAUCAUCAAACUCCAUUAGAGUGAGGGCUUGAGAGGCUUAAAUCCUCUCUUGCAAAAGCCCUGGACAGAUUUGGGUUGCCCCUUAGAGCGAGCAGUGAAAACAGUCCAGACAUGAACAUUGGACUAUGAAUCGAUCGAAAGAUCAGUUAAUUCAACCACUCGCUCGUAUGGGCAGGGUUUAAUCCACGAAAGUGGAGUGAGGCAGGAGACCUUUUUUUAAAGCCACCAGUUUUAGGGCCCGCAAAUAUUUUGAUGGCUUGACCCUCCACUAGUCUCCAGGGCGGUGGCUGGUCAGUUCAACAUUAGCUAAAGCCCCGACAGACACAAAUUCCUACACCAGACGAGCGUGCAGGGGUUAUGUCGAUCAGAGCUUAGCAUUGCCCAGACCUCACCAGCCUGCUAGGAAAGUUGGGGCUCCCGCAACGUUUGCCCUUUUCGGACCACCCUGAGAGCAAAGGGUGGACUUACUCCAGUUACCAGGGGACACCACGGGGACACCACGAGGAGGUCGACGGGCACUGUCCCCCUUAAAUUAUAUUAACAUCAUUCCCUCAUUUCCUCCAGUGCACUUGGAAACAUAAAAUACACUGAGCAUGAAAACAAAAAAAUGAUUUUUGUAAGAAGGAAAGUUUUCACUUGUAAAUAUUUUUAGAUUGUAAUAUUUAUUUAUUUGCGGUGGUCUUAAGUGAAGAAUGUUUCUUCAACACUUUGAUUGUAGAUUGCACGCUUAUCUAGUGCUGGGCACUCAGUAACUUAGUAUUUCAGUUCACUUUCAACUAUUAAUUUUUUUUUAUUACUUUGUUGUUGCUGCUCUUCCCCACCGAAUGUAGUUAAUUUGUUAUAGCAGUUUCCAACUUAGGACUGUCAUCACCAUCUUCCUGAGCUAGAAUCCUGUCUGUCAUUACUAUCUGCAGAGAUUUGGGCUUGUAUUAGAGCAUGGAACAGGUUGCCUGAGUCAGCCAGGGAAGCCAAUGACUUGGCAGAAUUUAAGUCAUUGAUUAACAUGCAUGACUAGAUUGACAUAGGGACACAAGUAGUAUGUAAUCAUCUUUUUUGAAGUAGCGUCUGCUAGCUAAUAAGAUAAGAUAAUAAUUUUCAUAUCUGAAACAUUUAAAGCAAAACUGAAGAAAUGUCGAGAGAGACUCAGAGAAGAAAUUGAGACAUAGAAUGUAAUAAUUCUUUAUUUCUGAAGAAACUUCUGAGAUUUUUAUUUUCAUAGAUAAUUUUUAAUUUAAUUUUGAGCUGUUUGUUAAUUGAAUUCUUAACUUCUUUUGCAUGUACUUAAAAGAUGAACAAAAAAAAACCCAACUCAUUUCUGAGUUUGGUGCAAACCUACCGGUAUUUAAGACAAUUUAAACCUAUUGAAGACUAUUUAAACCUAUUGAAGACAAUUUAAACCUAUUGAAGACUAUUUAAUUUUAUUGAUGAAAUGGAUCCCUUGAAUUCUAAACUGUUUCUUUACUUAGAGAAAAUGUUUUAUUUUUAUUCUGGGUUGUGAUGAAGUGACUAUAGUGCAAUAAUAAUGUAAAUAUUGAACAAAUCAAAGCACUGGAGGCUAGAACCUCAAUGUGUUACAGUAUGUUUUUAUGUCUGGCAGAGUCAAGAUUACACCUAAUUGUUGUUAUAGAAAAAACAUAAAAGUACCUGUACAUAGCCUUCUAUUUUGGGUUGUUUUUUUUUUCAAAAGUUUUUUUCUCUGUGUUUUUUCUGUGUGUGCAGUGAUCUCUUUACAUAUCAGUAUGAGAAUGUUUUAUUUUUCUAUGCAUUUCUUUUUUACUCUAUUUGUCGUACUGUUUGGUCCACAGUAGUAUUCUUUUUUCUGUGAGAUUAAGAAACCACCACUCCCACAGUUCCAAGUCUGGUCAGGAAACAUUUGACCACUAAUGGUAAUCCGUUUGGGAAAGUAUUUUAAGUUGAUUGUUCUGGUGGCUUCAGUUCCCCUUUUGUCCCAGCUCCUCAUCCGUCCUACUGAGCUCUUCAAUAAUGUAGUAAUACAUUAAAUAUAGGCUGAAAGCAUUGCCCUGAACAUAGACCACAACUACAUGUUUUAGCUUUUAAUGAGAUGAAAUGCCUGAAAAAGUUGAUAUUUUUAUUUAAAUAAAGAGGAUUAAUUAUAGACACGAAUUAGUAUCAUUCAGUUUUUUUUUUAUUAUAACUUGUUUAUAAUUACAAUGGAUAUAUGACAUGUUGUAUUCCUUUAUAACAAAUCUGUAUGUGUGACAAGUCUAGUAUUUUGUCAGUUGUACUAACAAAAUGUGUACAAAUGCUAUGCUUACUUAUCACUUAGGAAAGUAUGACAUGAUACAUUGUGGUAUCAUUUUAUCAGGCCUCUGAGAAAAUUGUAUCAGUAUGGCAAAAAACGAAGGUGUGUUACAUUUUACAAGUUUAAAAAAAAUUAAUGUAUGAAAUUUGAAAAAAAAAAUUUAUUUGAAUGAAUAUGCUGUACAAACAGUAGAUAACAUGCUUGUGGUUGGGAAUGUUUUGCUGAUAGCUUAAUUAGUUCAGUGGUCCUACAUUUGAUUAGCACAGACAAGUUAUACUACAAUAUUCAGACUCUCAUUUCUAGAGAGAUAUAUUUUGACUUUGUUUAUCUGCUAUUUUGUUCAGUUUGUUUUUGAUUUUGUGAUCUUCUACCAUUCCGUGUGUACAUAACUAUAGCAUUUUAGUCUUGACACUUUAUUAGCAUUUUUGUGUUUUUGUUCGUGGCAGUUGACAAAAUAUUUUUAUUUUGUUUUCAUGUGUACAUAGAUAGGCAUUUAUGUGAUUUUUUUUAAAACUUGCUAAAAAAUUGUCAGACUUUGGUGUGGUUUCAUUUGUUGUUUUGUAACCAGCAAGCACAAGCUUGUUUCCAGGAUAAGUUGGCAAUUGAAAUACAACUUUUCAUGGCAUGCACAGGUCCAGACUUAGAAACAUCAGUUGAAAGAGUAAUCUUUUCACCUUUGUGUUCUUACUUUGAUGCAUGUCCCUUGAACAAUGGAAGCAGUCAAUGAUGGGACUUCAAAACAUAACGUAGCUAUUUCUUAUUUUGUUAUAUAAAGUACAUAUCAUUAUAUUCAUAUAUAAAGCUGUAAAUGGCUGCUACUAUUGUAUUCUACAGUGGUGUUCAACAAGAAAGACUUGUUUAAUUAAAGCAGUUUAAAAAAAAACAAAAACAUCCAAACCAAAAA